This is a messenger RNA of Benincasa hispida (wax gourd), 1734 nucleotides long. The record is from RefSeq and is a predicted model, not a curated record. NCBI's taxonomy places the organism in Eukaryota, Viridiplantae, Streptophyta, Magnoliopsida, Cucurbitales, Cucurbitaceae.
AAUGUCUCAAAGAUAACUUUUACCGCAAAAGACAUUGUUGUGUUGGAAUGGAGUGGAGACUUGCUUGCUGUGGGUGUGACAGAGAAAGAUGUGGUUAGAGAUGAAAACUCCAACUUCAAGAAUCCACUUUUGCAUAAGUUGGAUGCAAUCUUGGGUGGAUUGUUGGCUCAAGCUUCCUCAGAGGAAGAUUUCUCUGGAAAAGGCCAAUCUGUUGUUUCAAGAGUUUAUGGCUUGAGCUUUAAGAGGGUUGGUUUAUUUGGGCUUGGCAAGUCAGCUUCUAGUGCAACAGCCUUUGUUGGUCUAGGUGAGGCCAUUGCAGCAACUACAAAGACAUCUAGGGCAGUUUCGGUUGCUGUAGCACUUGCCUUCUCAGAAGACCUUUCAGAUGAAUCGAAGCCUGAAAUUUCUUCAGUCAUUGCACUAAGUUUUCUCUGCAUCAUAGGGAUUGUCAUUGGAAUAUUUUAUGACAAUAGAUAUAGAUCAGACCCCAAAAUGACCGUACUUCAAUCUAUGGAUGUUCUUAGUCUUGGAUCUGGACCUUCUAUAGACAAGAAGUUAAAAUAUGAACAAGAUGUCAGUUCUGGGAUAGUUUUUGGAAGGGAACUUGUAAAUUCACCAGUAAAUAUACUUACACCAGGUUCCCCCCUUUUUAUGGAAUUGGCAGCUGAGGUUUUAAAGAUUACCCAAAAGUACAAUGAUGUUCUUUCUGCAAGAAUUUUCAAUGAAGAAGAAAUCAUAGAAAUGAAGAUGGGGUCUUAUCUUGGUGUGACUGCAGCUGCCACUGUAAAUCCUCCCAAGUUUAUUCACUUGUGUAACAAACCUCCUAGAGGACCUGUAUCAGCCAAAUUGGGUCUAGCUGGCAAAGGAAUUACCUUUGACAGUGGUGGCUACAACGUUAAAACAGGAGCCAACAGUAACAUUGAAACAAUGAAAAAGGACAUGGGAGGUGUAGCAGCAAUUUUUGGUGCAGCCAAAGCCGUUGCUGAAAUUAAACCUCUUGGUAUAGAGAUUCAUUUUGUUGUUGCUGCCUGUGAGAACAUGAUAAGUACAACUAGCAUGAGACCUAGUGAUAUUAUCAUUUGAAUCGUUCUAAUAAUUGAUGUUUGUGUUGAAGGUGAUAACACUGAUGCUGAAGGCAGACUUUGCCUUGCUGAUGCAUUGAUAUACACUUGUAAGUUGGGGGUUGAUAAGAUUAUUGACUUAGCUACUCUAACUGGUGCUUGUAUAAUUGCUCUUGGGCCUUCAGUUGCAGGUGCUUUUACACCGAAUGAAGACCUAGCAAAAGAGGUAUUUGCUGCUGCGGAGAGGAGUGGUGAAAAAUUAUGGAGGUUGCCAUUAGAGGAAAGUUAUUGGGAGUCUAUGAAGUCAGGUGUUGCUGAUAUGAUGAACACUGGUCCUGGUCAAGGAGGUGCUAUAACAGCAGCUCUGUUUCUAAAGCAGUUUGUUAAUGAGAAUGUCCUUGACAUUGCUGGCCCAGUUUGGAAUACCAAGAAGAGUGUUGCAACUGGAUUUGGUGUUUCCACAUUAGUGGAGUGGGUUCUGAAAAAUGCUUCUUAAGAGGUCCAAUGGUGGUUGGGACCUUAACAAUAUAUCUACAGCUCUAAGGUGAAUGCUAAGAAUUUUCAGGGAUGGUCAGUAUUGAGUGAAAAAUCUAAAUAAAAAUUGUAUUAAAUAAUUUUAGUAAAGGCUCUUGUUAAAGAUUCUUGGCUAUUCUGAGAGUUUGACUUUAUUUUA